Messenger RNA from Trifolium pratense (red clover), 2313 nucleotides. RefSeq names its product multicopper oxidase LPR2-like. Gene Ontology annotation, molecular function: oxidoreductase activity; copper ion binding. Bases 245 to 1984 code for a protein of 579 amino acids. The transcript has 3 exons. The record is from RefSeq and is a predicted model, not a curated record. NCBI's taxonomy places the organism in Eukaryota, Viridiplantae, Streptophyta, Magnoliopsida, Fabales, Fabaceae.
UCAUUUGCUACAAAGUCACAAACAAACACAAUCCGUCAAUUAUCAGAAUCGUUGAAUAGCCAUCCAACGGCUGACGUUACAAGUUUAUGAUUGUGAUAAAUCAAUAUAAACCAUUAGAUUCAAUUAUUCUUUUUUUUGGUAUUUUUUGAUUUCUAACCACAACAUUCACCUUUUCACUUUCUCUAUAUAUUACUCAAUUUCAAUCCUUGAGUACACAAUUUCAACUUCCAACAAGGUAGUAGCAAUGGAAAAAACACUGCUCUUGAAAUUGUUCACUCUUUUAACACUUUUACUAUGUUGUUCAGUUACAUCAUCAUCAUCAUCAUCAGUUAAAGACAAUCUUAUAAAUGUGUCUAAGUUGAAGAUGUUUGUUGAUGAGCUUCCCAAUAUACCAAGAAUUCUUGGCUACAAGGUUGUUAAUGGCGUUCCCAAAUCAAAGUCUCUUAAGAUUGGGAUGUUCAAGAAGAAAUGGAAAUUCCACAGGGAUCUACCACCAACAACGGUUUAUGCUUAUGGAUUAAACAAGCACACAGCAACGGUCCCUGGUCCAACAAUAGAAGCCCUCUAUAAAAUCAGCACCAAAGUGACGUGGCAAAAUCACCUCCCUCCAAAUCACAUCCUCCCAUGGGACCCAACAAUCCCCACAUCAUUAACCAAUUCAACAAAAGGCAUCCCCACCGUAGUCCAUCUCCACGGUGGAAUCCAUGAACCAUUAAGCGAUGGAAACCCAAACUCAUGGUUCACCUCUAGAUUCAAAAUCAAGGGACCCACUUGGACUAAAAAAACCUAUCAUUAUCCUAAUAAUCAACACCCUGGAAAUCUUUGGUACCAUGAUCAUGCUAUGGGGUUGACCAGGGUCAACCUUCUCGCUGGCUUAAUCGGGUCUUACAUCAUUCGUGAUCCUAAAAUCGAAUCUCCAUUAGGUUUACCUCACGGUAAUGAAUUCGAUCUACCGUUGAUGCUCUUUGAUCGUAGCUUUAAAACGGACGGUUCAAUUUUCAUGAAUUCAACUGGUAACAACCCUUCGAUUCAUCCACAGUGGCAACCAGAAUAUUUCGGUGACGCGAUUAUUGUUAACGGAAAAGCUUGGCCUCGAUUAAUUGUACGACGUCGUAAGUAUAGAUUUCGUAUAAUCAACGCGAGUAAUGCUAGAUUUUUUAGACUGUUUUUUACAAACGGUUUAAGAUUUGUACACGUGGCGUCUGAUUCGGCAUACAUUGGUAAACCAGUUGUGAGUAAUGAAACUUUUGUGGGGCCAUCUGAGAUCACAGAUGUUAUUGUUGAUUUUUCUAAAUCUAGGAGUAAAGUAGCUAUUUUACGCAACAAUGCAGCUUAUCCUUACCCAUCCGGUGAUCCGGUUGAUGAGUUUAGUGGUAGAGUUAUGAAGUUUGUUAUUUUACCGGAUAAGGAAGUUGACACGUCACGAAUACCGGAAAAGCUAGUGGAGUAUCCGGUUGUUGAUUUAUCUAGUGUGACGCAGACACGGUACAUUGCUAUGUAUGAGUAUACUAGUGAUAUUGAUGAACCAACUCAUUUGUAUUUGAAUGGAAAGCCUUAUGAAGCACCGGUUACUGAAACUCCGAAAGAGGGGUCCAAUGAGGUUUGGUAUGUGAUUAACUUAACGGAUGAUAAUCAUCCGUUACAUAUUCAUUUGGGUUUGUUUAAGGUUUUGGAUCAGACGGAGCUGGUUAAAUCUGAUGAAUUUAAGGAUUGUAUGAAGAAAAUCAAUGAUGCUGUUAAGUGCCACGUGGAGGAACAUGCACGUGGGAAGAAAGUAUUGGUGCCUGAAUAUGAAAAAGGUUGGAAGAAUGUGUUUAAGAUGAGACCUGGGUUUGUGACAAAGAUUGUUGUGAGGUUUGGUUACAUACACACCAAUACAUCGUAUGGGUUUGAUGCAACUUCGGAAUCUGGUUACGUGUAUCAUUGUCAUAUAUUGGACCAUGAAGACAAUGCUAUGAUGAGGCCCUUGAAGAUCAUCAAGUGAAGAUUUGCCGGAGCCAACAAUGGUAACAUGUGCGUAUAGGAAUAUGACAUACAUGAUGUGGUAAUUAUGUAGUUACUUUCUUGUAAGCACUUAGAAGCUAUAGACAUUUUAUAAUAGGUGGUGAUUUACAUCAAAAUAAGUAAAUACAUACACAGGAAAAUGUAUGAUGAUUUUUAGCCUUCUAAAGUAUUGCACUUCCUUAAUCCAUAAACAAAAUUUCACAUUCAUCUAAAUAGUCGUUAAAGAUGAUAUUUUAUUGUGAAAUUUGGUGAAAUAUAUUUUAUAUGGUAAAUGUUAACGAGUGUCCUUGAAACACUCUUUAAGAUCAA